Messenger RNA from Yamadazyma tenuis ATCC 10573, 1023 nucleotides. RefSeq lists its product as uncharacterized. The record is from RefSeq and is a predicted model, not a curated record. Gene Ontology annotation, biological process: plasma membrane tubulation; actin cortical patch localization; protein deubiquitination. NCBI's taxonomy places the organism in Eukaryota, Fungi, Ascomycota, Pichiomycetes, Serinales, Debaryomycetaceae. Gene Ontology annotation, molecular function: lipid binding; protein binding; cysteine-type deubiquitinase activity. Gene Ontology annotation, cellular component: actin cortical patch; Rvs161p-Rvs167p complex; medial cortex.
UAUAUGAUACACAAUUGAAACAUUUCUGAAACAUCCACAAAAGCCUCACCAAUUUCUGUUAUAUAUUCGGCAAUUUCCCUUCACCCCAUUGCAUUCAUUCCACUAAGUUGAACCAUGUCGUGGAAUGGGCUUAAGAAGGCCAUCAACAGAGCUGGUACUCAAGUAAAAGUUAGGACCGGACAGAUUGAUCAAACUGUUGACAGACAAUUUGACUUUGAAGAAAAGCGGUUCAAAACAAUGGAAACCAACUCCCUCAAACUCCAGAAAGAGUUGAAGCACUACCUUGACUCGUUGCGGAUAUUGACCAGUGCCCAGAUGAAUGUGGCUGAAGUGUUGAAAUCGUUCUAUGGAGAGGAUGAUAUAGUGACUGCUCGAGACAAAAUAGAGAAGGGAGUCAAUCCUGAUAACUUCAGCGAGGAAUACUACAACGUCACGAAGGACUUGAACGAUAACGUUUUGGCAUCAUUAGAGGGUCCUUAUAACCAGACCAUCUUGAAUCUGGUUGCCCGCUUCAACUCCUAUUUCAUUGAAAUCAACGAUGCCAUUAAGAAACGAGCCAACAAGAAGCUCGACUAUGACGCCAUGAAGAAGAAGCUUCAAACUAUGGUAGAAAAUCCCAAGUCCAACGAGAUCAACACCAAUGAAUAUGAAGCCAAAUUACUGGAAAUCAAGAGUGAAUUGGAAGAUAAGAGAGCCAUGUAUGAAAAUUUGAAUGACAAGCUCAAACAAGAGUUGCCGCAGUUGAUCAACUUACGUGUCCCAUUUUUGAACCCCUCGUUCGAAAGUUUCAUCAAGCUCCAAUUGCGGUUUUUUAACGAAGGUUAUUCCAGUUUGAAUAAUCUUCAAUUGCGGUUGGAUGCAAAUUUGAGACAAGACUACAUUAACGGAAACUUGGAAUCUAGACUCGACGACGUGUUGAUGAAAAUGCGGGAGUUAAAUAUCACUGGUUCCAGGUGAAUACUUCUAUAUAGUCUUAUUCCUUUAUAUGUUAAGCACUUAUGAUAAAUGAAUUCUAUCCCGGCG